This is a messenger RNA of Rattus norvegicus (Norway rat), 3173 nucleotides long. RefSeq names its product bone morphogenetic protein 8a (gene Bmp8a). Gene Ontology annotation, biological process: ketone body catabolic process. Gene Ontology annotation, cellular component: mitochondrion. Gene Ontology annotation, molecular function: succinyl-CoA:3-oxo-acid CoA-transferase activity; CoA-transferase activity. The record is from RefSeq and is a predicted model, not a curated record. NCBI's taxonomy places the organism in Eukaryota, Metazoa, Chordata, Mammalia, Rodentia, Muridae.
UAACUGAGUCACAAAACAUGGAGAAAGCCAUGGGGCUGGAAGACAUCCUACCCAGAGUGCACCUGGUGCCACUUUACUGCUGCCACGAAAUGCAGAACUGUGGACCCCGAUCAGGAGGCGGAACCUCCAUUUCCUCCCUCAGGAUUGUCUUCUCAGGGCACAGCCUGGAUCCUGGCCUGGCUGGUCUGCUUGGACAAACAGCACCACGCUCCAGACAGCCUUUCAUGGUCACCUUCUUCAGAGCCAGCUCGAGUCCUGUGCGGACCCCUCGGGCAGUGAGACCGCUGAAGAGGAGGCAGCCAAAGAAAACAAACGAGCUUCCACAUCCCAACAAACUCCCAGGGAUCUUUGAUGAUGGCCACGGUUCCCGAGGCAGAGAGGUUUGCCGCAGACACGAGCUGUACGUCAGCUUCCGUGACCUCGGCUGGCUGGACUGGGUCAUCGCCCCCCAGGGCUACUCCGCCUAUUACUGUGAGGGAGAGUGUGCUUUCCCACUGGACUCCUGUAUGAAUGCCACCAACCAUGCCAUCUUGCAGUCUCUGGUGCACCUGAUGAAACCAGAUGUCGUCCCCAAGGCAUGCUGUGCUCCCACCAAACUGAGUGCCACCUCUGUGCUCUACUAUGACAGCAGCAACAAUGUCAUCCUGCGGAAGCACCGCAACAUGGUGGUCAAGGCCUGCGGCUGCCACUGAGGCCCUGCCCGGCAUCCUGCUUCUACGACGGUACCAUCUGGUCAGGCCCCUCUCCAGAGGCAGGAAACCCUCUUAUGUUAUCAUAGCUCAGACAGGGACAACGGGAGGCCAUCACUUCCCCUGGCCACUUCCUGCUAAAUUUUUGGUCCUUUCCCAGUCCCCCUGUCCUCUUCAUGGGGUUUGUGGGCUAUCGCCCUCCCCUCUCCAUCCCCCUACCCCAAGCAUAGACCGAAUGCACACAGAAUCCCAGAGCUGUGCUGACUGAGAGGUCUGGGGUCGGUGCUGAAGACCCACAUGAGGAAGACUCGUCCUUGGCCAUCCUCAGUCCACAGUUGCAAACUCUGGACGGUCUAAGAAGGCUCUGAAAUUUGAAACUGGCUGAUCUGGGCUCUGCACCACUCAUUAUGGUGGUCAGGGCAUUUGUAGGUAUAACGGACACACACAUCAGUGUAUUGCUGUACUCCUUGAAAUCAGAGCAAUCCUGUUAUAAAAAGAAUCAGAGCCAGGUAUAACGGUGCAUGACAUUAAUCCCAGCACUAGAGAGAUGGAGACAGGAGGAUCUCUGUGAGUUCAAGGCCACAUAGGAAGAUCUUGUCUCAGGGGAGAAAAAAGGAAGAAAAAGAAAGAAUAACCGUCUGCUGGUUUACAGUAAUGGUGAGAGGGAUAUUUCAUGAUGUGUCCUGGGCCUAUAAGCAAUGGACUCUAGGAGCUUCCAGUUCCCUCUACCACUGCUGCCAUGCUGACCAGCUCGGGGCUGGGCAUGGGGACAAAAUGAACCCUCAGCAGAAGCAAGAACACAAAUGAAGAGGCUGGUCCAGGCUGGCACACAGUAGGUGCCACUUCUUUGACUUAGCUGACGGCCUGCACCACUGAUCUCCCUCUAAAUGUCCCACGCUGCGCUGGACAAGCCCUUGACAUACAUCCUCAGCACGGACCUGCGGAUAGCCACUCAGCUACUCAGAGGAGAGGGCCUGGCUUUCCUCUUUCUCUGAGAAGAUCGAUCUGUCCCACCCAGGGCACCAUGACAGUCUUCCAGCCAGGCGUGGGGAGAGGGGAGGAGUGUCGGCGUUUGCUUAUGUCUGAGAACUAAGAACAGGUUGGUCACCAAGCUGGCGUCGCCCUGGGGGCCCAGCAGCUCCAUCCUGUUUCUGGGACCUGUGAGUCAAAGAAAAGGCCCCUGUCCCAGGGGACUGACAGGUGGUAAUUAGGCUGCGUUGGGUGGGGAGGCUCGGAAACCACUGCUCUCCUUGGGGCAGCCGCUGGGAGCUGGAGCGUUUAUUUGAUUUCUGACUUGCUAAGCCUGUAAUUUACCUGCGGGAACAGAGUCCAGCUGCCCAAACGGUGUCAUUAAGAGCAGGUCCUGGACUCAUCCCCAUCUAGAGACACACCCAGCGGAGGUGGACCCACCCAGGUGCCCAGGGAUGCACCUCUAUGGAGUUCAUAUUCUUCACCCCUAGUUGGGCCCCAGGGAGGGCAGGACUAGGAGCCAGAGUGAGGCUGGGGCCUUGCCACAGGCAGCAGCUUACCCCAUCCCCGGCCUGGGAGGGUUUCCUGUGUGAGGCCAGAGAAGGCAACCUUCCAUGUACACAAAGUAUGGGCCCAGAAUAUCUGGAAGAUACUGAAUUCCCCAAAAGCUUCAAGCUUCUAGGGGCCGGAGGGAUGGUUUAACACUUAAGAGAACUGGCUGCUCUUCCAGAGGACCAGGAUUUGAUUCCCAGCACCCACACGGCAGCUCACAACUGUCUAUGACUUCAGUUCCAGAGGAUCCAGUGCCCUCUUCUGGCUUCCAGUAGCCCCUGCAUGUAUGUGCACAGACAUACAUGCAAGCAAAACACUCACAUACAUAAAAAUAAAAGUAAACCUUAAAAAAAAAAAAACUUUGGGCCUCAAACACAGGCUGGCUGGGAUCGCACAAGGCAUUAGCCUGAAUGUCAGGAUACUGACUUUCUUAGUGUCUGGACAAAUUACCUUUCUUAUCCAAGCCUAAGUGCCCCAUCUGUAGCAUGAGUUGUCUUUCUGUUAUUCUAACAAAACACCGGAGACAAUCCAUUUGACACAGGUUUAUUUUUCUGAUGGUUUCAACAGUCUGUGGUUAGGUGGCCCCACGGCUUUUGGCUGGUGGUGAGGCAACAAAUUGUGGCAAAGGGCACGGUGGACAAAGCCAAUCAUCUCAUGGUGGACCAGAAGGGGAAGAAAAGAAAAAGAGCAGACUGAUCCCAGUCUCUCCUUCAAUAGUGCAUCCCCCAUGACCAAAAACCACUUCCUUCACGGCAGCUGCCUGCUGCCAGCACCAUACCUGGGACUAAGCCUCAAAUACACAGGCUGUGGGGACGUCCUUUUCCUUGGGAACAGUGGUUCCUGUUGUUGUUCCAAAGGUUCUUCCAACCAGGAGACUUGCUGCCUCUCCAGCUCUCUCUCGAAGGCAUGGCCAUGGGACUCACAAGCCUCACAAGCUUAUCCAAUAAAUUUCCCAGCACUGAA